CCUCGAGCGCGGUCCUUGCAGCAGGCGCCUCCCGAGUGGGAAGUGGAGACUGGGUACCUGCUGGAGAGGGGACUCCGGAGAGGUCGUUUUGAGUGAGUUCCUUGUGCAGCCCUAAGCGCGCACCAUGGAGGCCAAGGACCAGAAGAAGCACCGGAAGAAGCACAGUGGGCCCAAGGCCGAGAAGAAGAAGAAGCGACAUCUGCAGGAGCUGCAGCUGGGAGACGAAGAGGAUGCCCGCAGGAGGAACCCCAAGGCUUUUGCUGUGCAGUCGGCGGUGCGGAUGGCACGCUCCUUCCACAGGACUCAGGAUUUGAAGACAAAAAAGCAUCACAUUCCAGUGGUUGAUCGAACUCCCCUGGAGCCCCCACCCAUAGUAGUGGUGGUGAUGGGGCCCCCGAAAGUUGGGAAGAGCACCUUGAUCCAGUGCCUCAUUCGGAACUUCACCAGGCAGAAGCUGACAGAGAUCAGAGGCCCUGUGACCAUCGUAUCAGGUAAAAAGCGCAGACUCACCAUCAUCGAAUGUGGGUGUGACAUUAACAUGAUGAUUGACCUGGCUAAAGUAGCAGAUCUGGUGCUGAUGCUUAUAGAUGCCAGCUUUGGAUUUGAAAUGGAGACAUUUGAGUUUCUCAACAUCUGUCAAGUUCAUGGAUUUCCCAAAAUUAUGGGAGUUCUCACCCACCUAGACUCCUUCAAGCACAACAAGCAGCUGAAGAAGACAAAGAAGCGGUUAAAACACAGGUUCUGGACAGAGGUCUACCCGGGUGCAAAGCUAUUCUACCUUUCUGGAAUGGUACAUGGAGAAUAUCAGAACCAAGAAAUUCACAAUCUGGGCCGUUUUAUUACAGUGAUGAAGUUCAGGCCUCUCACGUGGCAAACCUCCCACCCUUACAUCCUGGCAGACAGGAUGGAAGAUUUGACAAACCCCGAGGAUAUACGAACAAACGUCAAGUGUGACCGCAAGGUGUCUCUUUAUGGUUACUUGAGAGGAGCACAUUUGAAAAAUAAAAGCCAAGUCCACAUACCAGGUGUAGGAGAUUUUGCUGUGAGCGAUGUCAGCUUCCUCCCAGACCCCUGUGCUCUUCCUGAACAGCAGAAGAAGCGCUGUUUAAACGAGAAGGAGAAGCUGGUGUACGCCCCUCUCUCGGGAGUCGGCGGGGUGCUGUACGACAAGGAUGCCGUGUAUGUUGACCUGGGCGGCAGCCACGGUUUCCAGGCACCGGAGGAGGCAGGACCCACCCAGGAACUUGUCCAGAGUCUCAUCUCUACCCACUCCACUAUUGAUGCCAAGAUGGCUUCAAGCAGAGUGACUCUGUUUUCUGAUUCCAAACCUCUGGGGUCAGAGGACAUAGACAACCAAGGACUCUGGAUGCCCAAAGAGGAAAAGCAAAUGGAUUUGAAAACUGGCCGAGUGCGCCGGAGGGCGAUAUUUGAAGAUGAAGAAGAUGAAUCUGGAGAUAGUGACGAUGAAGACGAUGAUGAAAUCUCUGAAGACAACGGGUUGGGAAAUGGCUCGAGUGAUGAGGAAAUGGAAGAGGAGGGAGAUGCCGACAUGACCGAGGAGUAUGUGAGUGUCAGGGGUGUCAAACGGCAGAAGCUGGCGCUGGAAGCAGACAGCGAGGAGGAAGAUUUGCCAGCUUUCGCCGAUAGCGACGAUGACCUGGAGAGGAGCUCCGGGGACGAAGGAGAAGCCGAGGAAGCCGAUGAAAGCAGCGCUGAAGAGGACCCCACGGCAGAGGGAAAGCGGUCCACUCAAGGGCUGAAGGCCGUCGGAGAACGCCAGGUAGGACAGGCUGCGGCUCAUCAGAGCAGCGACCGUUCGAACCUGAAGGCUUGGCCAGUGAGGAAGGCAGCGCUCGCCUCUGACUCAGGUCACUGCACAGCUGAGGAGGCGUGUGGAUCUGAAGAUGAAUCUGAGCAAGGCUCCUCACUCAGUUCGGAGGAAGGUGACUCAGAAAGUGAGGAGGGCCUUAGGGAGAAACUUGCAGAACCUUCUCAAGCAGGCCGGGGUCAGAAACCAGCCCCAGAGACCUUCACUGAAGAGACCAGCGACAUAGAGGACUUACUAAAGGAGGAGGAAGAUUACGUAGAAGAAAGCAACUAUUCCACAGAAACUUCAGGAGCCCUCAAGUGGAAGGAAGACCUUUCCAGAAAGGCAGCGGAGGCCUUCUUGAGGCAGCAACAAACAGCCCCAAACCUUCGGAAGCUUAUUUAUGGGACAGUGACAGAGGACAAUGAAGAGGAAGAUGCUGAUACCCGAGAAGAGCUUGGUGGGUUGUUCCGUGUCAGCCAGCCUGACAGAGGGUGUAAGCACAAGGCUGAUUCUUUGGACUGCUCCCGAUUUCCCGUGGAGGCACCCCAUGAUUGGGAUUUAGAAGAGGUUAUGAACAGUAUCAGAGAUUGCUUUGUGACUGGCAAGUGGGAGGAGGACAAAGACGCAGCCAAGCUAUUGGCAGAAGAUGAAGAGCUCUAUGGCGACUUUGAAGACCUGGAAACGGGAGAUGUGCACAAAGGAGAACCAGACCCAGAUACUCAGAUUGAAGAUGCAGCAGAAGAAAAGGAAGAAACUGACCCCAGUGAAGAGGAAAAUGCCAAGAAAAAGCAUUUGGAUAAGAAGAGAAAAUUGAAGGAGAUGUUUGAUGCCGAGUAUGAUGAAGGAGAAAGCACGUAUUUUGAUGAUCUUAAGGGAGAGAUGCAAAAGCAAGCUCAGCUUAACCGGGCGGAAUUUGAAGAUCAAGAUGACGAAGCCAGAGUCCAGUAUGAAGGUUUUCGCCCCGGGAUGUAUGUCCGUAUUGAACUUGAAAACGUUCCCUGUGAAUUUGUGCUCAACUUUGACCCUCAUUACCCAAUGAUCCUGGGUGGUUUGGGCAACAGCGAGGGCAACGUCGGGUACGUGCAGAUGCGCCUCAAGAAACACCGUUGGUACAAGAAGAUCCUCAAAUCCCGAGAUCCGAUCAUCUUCUCUGUGGGGUGGAGGAGAUUUCAGACCAUCCCUCUCUAUUAUAUCGAAGACCACAACGGGAGACAGAGGCUUCUGAAGUACACCCCACAGCACAUGCACUGCGGAGCAACCUUUUGGGGUCCUAUCACUCCACAGGGAACAGGGUUCUUGGCAAUACAGUCCGUCAGUGGCGUCAUGCCUGAUUUUCGAAUUGCUGCAACAGGUGUUGUCCUAGACCUGGAUAAAUCCAUAAAAAUUGUGAAGAAAUUGAAGCUAACUGGUUUCCCAUAUAAAAUUUUCAAAAAUACUUCGUUUAUUAAGGGAAUGUUUAAUUCUGCUUUGGAAGUUGCUAAGUUUGAAGGUGCUGUGAUUCGAACUGUCAGUGGGAUAAGGGGGCAGAUCAAGAAAGCGCUGCGAGCCCCCGAGGGAGCUUUCCGAGCCAGCUUUGAGGAUAAGUUGCUGAUGAGCGAUAUUGUCUUCAUGCGCACUUGGUAUCCUGUCUCCAUCCCAGCCUUCUAUAACCCUGUAACAUCUUUGUUAAAACCACUGGGGGAGAAAGACACAUGGUCAGGAAUGCGGACCACAGGCCAGCUGAGGCUGGCACAUGGCAUCAAGCUGAAGCCAAGCAAAGACUCGCUGUAUAAGCCAAUUCUGAGGCAAAGGAAACAUUUCAAUUCACUGCAUAUUCCCAAAGCCUUGCAGAAGGCCCUGCCGUUUAAGAACAAGCCCAAGACGCAGGCAAAGGCAGGCAAGGUGCCGAAGGACAGAGUGAGACCAGCUGUCAUCAGGGAGCCUCAUGAGAGGAAGGUCCUCGCUCUGCUGGAUGCGCUGAGCACGGUGCACAGUCAGAAGAUGAGGAAGGCCAAGGAGCUGCGGCACCAGCACAACAAAGAGCACGUCCGAGCAAAGCAGAAGGAGGAGGAGGAGAAGCUGAAACGACAGAAGGACCUCAGGAAGAAGCUGUUCCGGAUGCAGGGCCAGAAGGAAAAGAAAAACCAGAAGUCCAGCCUCAAGGGCACUGGGAGCAGCUGAGUCAGGAACGCAGAGGGACAGUGUCGAGGACCUUAGCGCUUGUGAGUACCAAGUCGGCGACAGGAGCUGCCGAGAGGCCCCUGUUGGGCGGACGACCAGGCUGUGCCUCUGAGAGCAGGAAUGAAGACUGCUGGUGGGACACAGGCCCAGCCUCGGCUUCCAGGGUCAUUUAUGUUCUGGGGGUUCUCUCGUUUUCCUCUAGCUGUCUCAGUUUCAUUAAUUAUUUUGUGCUACUAAAAUAUCAUUAAAAUAUUUUUCUGUUCA
Messenger RNA from Ochotona curzoniae (black-lipped pika), 4234 nucleotides. It is a transcript of the gene BMS1, whose product is annotated as BMS1 ribosome biogenesis factor. NCBI's taxonomy places the organism in Eukaryota, Metazoa, Chordata, Mammalia, Lagomorpha, Ochotonidae. Gene Ontology annotation, biological process: endonucleolytic cleavage of tricistronic rRNA transcript (SSU-rRNA, 5.8S rRNA, LSU-rRNA); maturation of SSU-rRNA from tricistronic rRNA transcript (SSU-rRNA, 5.8S rRNA, LSU-rRNA); ribosome biogenesis. The transcript has 23 exons. The coding region runs from base 125 to 3970 and encodes 1281 amino acids. The record is from RefSeq and is a predicted model, not a curated record. Gene Ontology annotation, molecular function: GTPase activity; U3 snoRNA binding; GTP binding. Gene Ontology annotation, cellular component: 90S preribosome; nucleus.